Aspergillus brunneoviolaceus CBS 621.78 is the source of this 814-nucleotide messenger RNA. RefSeq names its product putative copper resistance protein Crd2. The coding region runs from base 235 to 570 and encodes 111 amino acids. The record is from RefSeq and is a predicted model, not a curated record. Lineage: Eukaryota; Fungi; Ascomycota; Eurotiomycetes; Eurotiales; Aspergillaceae. The transcript has 3 exons.
CAACCAUCAUCAUCGAGAGCCUCAAAUACUCAAAUACUCAAGCUACCAAUCUUCCACUCAACGAUCACUUCGUCUCGGAACACUGCGAUCGCGCCUUCGUGCCUCAAACCUCAAAUCAAUCCAACCGACACCUACCCGUGACGUCAUUGGUCCAUCCUCACUUUCUCUACCACUCUCACUCGAAAACCCAUCUUUUGUCUUCUCGACCCUCAACUCCCACCACCAAUAGUCAAAAUGGUCAACCCUGCUUCCACCUGCUGCAAGACCUCCGGCGACGGUAGCUGCGUCUGCGCCGCUCAGGCCAAGUGCUCCUGCGGCAAGGAGAACGCCCUCCACUGCACCUGCAACAAGGCCUCGUCCGAGAACACCGUCUCUGGGCCUCGCUGUUCUUGCAGAGCCCGCCCUGCCGGCCAAUGCACCUGCGAGCGUGCUCCCAGCGAAAACACCCCCGUUUCGGGCGAUGCUUGCCCCUGCGGACAGAGAUCUUCCACUUCUUGCACCUGUGAAAAGGCCGCUGCUGUGGACGCUGCCGCUGAGAGCAACGAGAUUGACUUCACCACCCGCGCUUGAUCUUUUGACCUUUUGAUUGAGUCGAUCUUUCAAGUUUGCCUUUUUCUUUCUUCGGUGGGCCUUUUUUUAUCAUAGCAUGGCACGGUUUGGGGAUCUGGAGUUUUCAUUCUGGAGUUUGACCGGGGGCGUUUUUUUUUUCUAUAUCAUGAAGGGUGGUAGUGGCAGUAGUAGCAUGGGGUACUUUUCUCAAGGAUGAGAUUGUAUUACAAUGGUAUUAAUGGGCUAGAGUCCUGUGAAACAGUAC